AUGGUCGGAUCCGAUCUCUUUACUGACUCAGUCGCUCAAUCAUGGCAGGGUGUUUUGACAGGUCUCCGUGCAUAUGUCUACCUGAGUACAUAUAUUCAGCAGUGCAUUUGUACCUUUGAGGCCCUGUCCGCCAAGAUCUUACAGCCUACUGGUCUAGUCGCACAGAGUAGGUGUGAGUCCCUGGUGGAAGGCCCACGAAUGUGCUUUGACGGUAUUUUCCAAGAUGUCCGCUUUGACUUCGAUGAAUUCUUAUUCAGGAUGGAAGAGGUGCUCAAUUUUGAUGCGCCCAAGUCGUGA
Molecule: messenger RNA, 297 nt
Organism: Penicillium verhagenii
Lineage: Eukaryota; Fungi; Ascomycota; Eurotiomycetes; Eurotiales; Aspergillaceae
Exons: 1
Coding region: 1-297 (98 amino acids)
Source: RefSeq, a predicted model, not a curated record